This is a messenger RNA of Venturia canescens, 784 nucleotides long. RefSeq names its product histone H3.3-like. Gene Ontology annotation, molecular function: protein heterodimerization activity; structural constituent of chromatin; DNA binding. NCBI's taxonomy places the organism in Eukaryota, Metazoa, Arthropoda, Insecta, Hymenoptera, Ichneumonidae. Gene Ontology annotation, cellular component: nucleosome; nucleus. The record is from RefSeq and is a predicted model, not a curated record. The transcript is spliced from 4 exons. The coding region runs from base 159 to 581 and encodes 140 amino acids.
ACUUUCAAAGCAACCGUUACUAAAACUAAAGUGAGGCUUAUACACUUUUACCACCUGUUCAGGUUCAGAAGACGUUCGUACUUGAAUGGCGCAUCGGAGCGUUUAGCGUUGUAGCGUUUGUUUACUCCUGAAUCGCGGGAAAUAUUAACGUUACCGAAAUGGUUCGGAGAAAAUCAACUGCCAGAUCACACUCGGGCCGUUCCGCAUCGACCGCAAAAUCUUCGGAACCUCCAAGGACUACCAGAACUGAGGUUGUGGUGAAUAAACGCAGGUCAAACUAUGCAGCACGAGCUUUGCAAGAAAUCAAAUUCUUGAGAAAAACAACCAAACUACUCAUACCUAAGCUCCCCUUUGCGCGGCUAGUUCGAGAAAUUAUUUUUGAUCUAUUUCCAAGGCAAAAUAUAGCCCGACUACAAGCUUCAGCUCUGGAAGCGCUUCAAGAGUCAGCGGAAAUGUACCUCGUACAAUUCUUCGAAGAUGCAGUGUUACUAACAUUCCAUGCUAAACGUGUGACGCUAAUGCAAAAUGACAUGAUACUUAUGAGACGUCUGAGAGGUCGUGACGACGUGAUUAAUAGAUAGCAUUUAUCAAUAAAAGUGAUUGGAUUAAGUUUAGAAAAAUUUAUUGAUGUACAGAAGUACAGGACAAUAGGCUACCUCGAACCUUACGGAGACACUUUAAUGUGCAGUAGUUAUCAAGCUUAUUAUUAUACUAUUAAUUAAAUUUUGAUGAUUUUGUAUGAAUUUGUAUAAAUAUAUUUAUAAUAAUAAUUGUUAAUUCGAUC